Fulvia fulva is the source of this 378-nucleotide messenger RNA. RefSeq lists its product as uncharacterized. The transcript has a single exon. The record is from RefSeq and is a predicted model, not a curated record. Lineage: Eukaryota; Fungi; Ascomycota; Dothideomycetes; Mycosphaerellales; Mycosphaerellaceae. Bases 1 to 378 code for a protein of 125 amino acids.
AUGAUAGUACGCACACCGAAGCUCCUUCGCCAGACUCUCGCAUUGCUCGCGACUACGGCUGUACACGACCCCUUUCCGACCACGGAGAUGCUGUCUUAUACGGCGACAGACGGCGACGCUCUCCUCGAUCAGCUUCCCCCUCUUGACCUCGUGUACGAGAUAUCUCGUUCGGGGUCGGGUCGUUCCUGCGCGGAUGUAUCUCGCCAACUACGCCGUCAUACUUUCCUCCAAGUCGGCCUCGCAUAUGACCGGCAGUGUCGCGGUGAGCAGAAUGAGCGGACAGUCGAGCUUACGCACCUCUCGGACGACGGCGAGCUUCGGUCUCCAAUCGCUCGAUAUGAACGUGAGAUGACACUCGUCGACGAAGAUCCUCCGUAG